CUUCACCACCCCGCCGCCCCCCCCACCUCGUCAAGUCCGUUCCGUUCUCUCCCACCACGCCGCACCCGAUCCCGCCGCCUCCGCCUCCGCCCCAGGUGGCUUGCACCACCGCCGCCGCACCGCUGCUGGGCCGCCCCGACCGCCGAGGACGCGCGCCCCCGAUCCGGCUUGCGGCGCGCGGCCGCGCCCACCCGGAUCUAACGGUAGGUCGGUCGCUCGCUGCCGCGGGCUGUUGCUCCGACCGCUUGGGUACGGCUCGCGGCUGCGCACGCGGGGAGGUGCGGAGCCUUCGUUAGCGCUCCGAGAUGGCGGCGCCGCCGGCGAGGGCCCGGGCCGACUACGACUACCUCAUCAAGCUGCUCCUCAUCGGCGACAGCGGUGUUGGGAAAAGUUGUCUCCUUUUACGGUUCUCAGAUGGCUCCUUCACCACUAGCUUUAUCACUACCAUUGGGAUCGACUUCAAAAUAAGAACAAUUGAGCUUGAUGGUAAGCGCAUAAAGUUGCAGAUCUGGGAUACUGCUGGCCAAGAACGUUUUCGAACUAUUACAACUGCCUACUACAGGGGUGCAAUGGGCAUUUUGCUUGUCUAUGAUGUUACCGACGAGUCGUCGUUCAAUAAUAUAAGAAACUGGAUUAGGAACAUUGAGCAACAUGCUUCCGAUAAUGUGAAUAAAAUUUUGAUAGGCAACAAAGCCGACAUGGAUGAAAGCAAACGGGCUGUACCAACUUCUAAAGGGCAGGCUCUUGCUGACGAGUAUGGCAUCAAGUUUUUUGAAACGAGUGCAAAGACCAACUUGAAUGUGGAGCAGGUUUUCUUUUCAAUAGCAAGAGAUAUCAAGCAAAGGCUAGCGGAAACCGACUCAAAGCCAGAGGAGCGUACGAUCAGUAUUAACAGACCUGAGGACGCAUCGACACCACAGAAGUCGGCUUGCUGUGGGUCCUGAGUGGGUUCUGUUGUCACACGGCGGAUAAGAUACUGGUGACACGAUGCUUGUAAUUUACCCUUUUACCCUUUUCUCUGGCUGUCAUCAUGUGCCUUAAUCACAAUUGCUUGGGUUCAGAUUUCACUGUGAACAAUUUUAGCUGAAACACUGGUAGAAAUGCAAAUGGUCUCGACUCAAUGUUCUGGUGUGUGCAAAACUGCAGAUCUAUUAGGAGACCAUUUCAUUUCUAAUCAAUGUAUAGACAUAAUUUUAUCCUGGUGGUUGUCAAAAUGCUUGCCAAAUUGUUACAACUA
Molecule: messenger RNA, 1237 nt
Organism: Panicum hallii
Lineage: Eukaryota; Viridiplantae; Streptophyta; Magnoliopsida; Poales; Poaceae
Product: ras-related protein RABE1c-like
Exons: 8
Coding region: 306-944 (212 amino acids)
Biological process (GO): regulation of exocytosis; protein secretion
Molecular function (GO): GTPase activity; GTP binding
Source: RefSeq, a predicted model, not a curated record